AUGGCAUUCGCUGGAAAAGAUCCACUAAGAGCUCCAAUAUCUCUUGCUCUAGACAAUAGAGGAAUCAGUCCUAGUACGGCAGUGUCAUUGGUAGCAGCGCUACGAGUUGAGAAGCAACUGGAGAGUGCAGAGGCCUAUCUAGUUGCGAUCAGUGUGGUGGAAGAGGAAGAGGAUAAGGAAUUAGAAGUGGGAGAUAUUCCGGUGGUGUGUGAGUAUGGGGAUGUAUUCACGGCGUUAACUGAAUUGCCCCCACCACGGAAGAAUCCAUUCACUAUUAACUUGGAGUCAGGGACGGCACCAAUAGCUAGGGCACCAUAUCGUAUGGCCCCAGCUUGCUUUUACUUUGUUCUUGCUUGUUACUCUUUCUAG
Molecule: messenger RNA, 369 nt
Organism: Microthlaspi erraticum
Lineage: Eukaryota; Viridiplantae; Streptophyta; Magnoliopsida; Brassicales; Brassicaceae
Source: the annotation of a GenBank genome assembly